Molecule: messenger RNA, 585 nt
Organism: Lotus japonicus
Lineage: Eukaryota; Viridiplantae; Streptophyta; Magnoliopsida; Fabales; Fabaceae
Exons: 3
Coding region: 1-585 (194 amino acids)
Biological process (GO): recombinational repair
Source: RefSeq, a predicted model, not a curated record
AUGGAACAGGACCUGAAUGCAUUCGUCCGCCGUUGCAAACGUCAAGGCAACACUUCUAGCAACUCUCGUCCUCUCAUUCCUGGCCCAGCUGGCGCCGUCCAGGCUGCGAUGUAUGCCCGUAGAUCCAACACUAACACACCACUCAUUCCGACCCAAGAAAUUGUGAGGUGUGCGCUCGAAGACAGAUCAACUGAAACUGAUCCUGAUUUCAAUUCAAAUGCUUGGCUUUCAGCCCUGCAAUUGGUGGAAUCUGCCACUCCGCUGGGCACAAUCACAACAAAUGUUGAGAGAGUAGAGAAUGUUGUUGCUGUUAUUAAAUCAUGCACUCUCAAUGGUUUCGGAGAUGCCAAAGUUACCCUCAAGGACCCUACGGACACCGUUGACGCUAGCAUCCAUCGCAAGGCCUUCACUGACGGCGAAUUUGGGAAUGUCAUAACUGUUGGAUCUGUUCUCGUUCUCCAAAAGGUUGCUGUGUUUUCACCGAGUAAAUCUGUUCGUUAUCUGAAUAUAACGUUGACCAGCGUAGUCAAAGUAUUUCCACAGGAUUGCGGACCCCACGACUUCAUCGAUAUCGCUGAGGAUUAA